Darwinula stevensoni is the source of this 1647-nucleotide messenger RNA. The record is from the annotation of a GenBank genome assembly. Lineage: Eukaryota; Metazoa; Arthropoda; Ostracoda; Podocopida; Darwinulidae.
AUGUCGAGUCCGGCCUUGAAAACCAUCGUGAUCGAGAAAGACAUGGGUGAUCAUAUUGGCCUUGCAACGGACAUCUCCGAGUCCUUCAAGACCGGACCUUCGUGGUGUGAUGCCGUUAUUCUCAUCGGAGACAGCAAAUUCUAUUCGUGCAAAGGUAUCCUCGCCUCCAUCUCCCCUUAUUUUCGAAAACUGUUCUCUGCUGACUGCGGAGACGUCUGCCAGAGAGAGAUCAAGCUGGAAGGCUUCUCCAAAAUCGGAUUCAAGGCGAUUUGGGACUACAUACAUGGAACACGAGUGGAGGUUGAAGGGGAGGAAGGGGCAUUAGCCACUUUUCGAGAUGCACAUUUUCUCGGGAUCAAACGUUUGUGCGAAAAAGUAAGCAUAGCCAUCAAGGCAUUCCUGGAACCUGAGAAUGCCAUCCGCAUCCUCAAAAUCGUCGAGAAAUCCGAAUACAGAGAAUUGCGGGAAGCUGCCGUUGCGCUUAUUUCUCGCCGAUUUAACGAGGUCGUCUGCACGCAGGAUUUCCUGAGUGUCUCUUUCGAAACGUUGGCGUCAUUCUUGGAUCGAGACGAAUUGCAGGUUUCUUCCGAGAAGGAACUGUACGAAUCGACGCGGAAGUGGUUGGAUCACGAUUCGAGCCGGAAACGUCAUUUACCGGAUCUCCUAGACAAAAUCCGUCUCCCUCUCCUGCCGUACGAAUACUUGAGAACGGUGCUACUCAACGAUCAAGUCAUUUCUGGGGAUCCGAGAAGCCUUAGUGCGAUCACAGAUGCUAUCGACUAUCACAUUCCCGAGCGCCGUCACGGCGUCGAUAAGGCGAAAACCUUACCACGAAAAGUGAUAUCAGAUACGAUUUGGUGCAUGGACAACAGCAACAUCUUUCGCAUCAGUCCGGAUAAUUGGAAUUUGGAUGAAGUCACUCACAAUCCCUUGAAAGAGGUGUCAUGUUCCAUCGCAGGAAUGGAUAACAAACUGUACGUGACAGGGAAAGGCGAGAUGAAGAUAUUCGACGUCGAGAAGGAGGAAUGGAAGGAAGGACCGAAGCCUUUCGAGUUUGUCGGAUGGGCGGCGACUGCCGUCUCUCCUGGGUCGAUAUUCGUCUGCGGUGGGAGGAAUCAAAAGAACGAACACUUAAAAAGCGUAUUUCGCCUCGAGGUGGAAACGCGGGAAUGGGUACGACUCAGUGACAUGAGGUUCGACCGGCGGUUAGCAGGAGCGUGUUAUUACGACUCUUGCCUUCACGUCAUCGGAGGAAUUCAUCAUUCCAAGAAACACGAGCGUUUGGACCUACGCACGUCCCGAUGGGAAGAGCUGGCUAAGCUCCCUCAAAAUAGAUGGAACCACGCUGUCUCUCCUCAAGGAGAUGACCUUGUCUUGUCCGGGGGAAACGACCUUCGAAUCAAAGGAAUGGGCUCUGGCAAUAAAACGGAAGUGUUCGUCUACGACAGAAGGAGAAAUUCGUGGCGGGAGGGACCAAGCAUGCUCGAAGGACGGGAACGCCACGGACUCGUUUAUUGGAACCGAAAUUUGUACGCUGUUGGAGGAGUCAGAAAUUCGUCUGUGGAAGUGUUUAAUGAAACGAAGUGGGAAAUAGUGAAGACAUAUGAUUGUAUUAAUUUGCAGAGUGCUUGCCGAAUGAUUAAUUGA